This is a messenger RNA of Asparagus officinalis (garden asparagus), 481 nucleotides long. Its product is annotated as CBL-interacting protein kinase 23-like. The transcript has 6 exons. Bases 17 to 481 code for a protein of 154 amino acids. The record is from RefSeq and is a predicted model, not a curated record. Gene Ontology annotation, biological process: protein phosphorylation. Lineage: Eukaryota; Viridiplantae; Streptophyta; Magnoliopsida; Asparagales; Asparagaceae. Gene Ontology annotation, molecular function: protein kinase activity; ATP binding.
AACAGAAAUCACUACCAUGAAACUUAUCAGGCACCCAUACAUAACAAGAAUGCAUGAGGUGAUGGCCAGCAAGACAAAGAUAUACAUUGUUCUGGAACUUGUUACGGGUGGAGAACUCUUUGACAAGAUUGCUAGUCAAGGACGGUUGAAGGAGGAUGAUGCAAGAAAAUAUUUUCAGCAGUUAAUUAAUGCCGUGGAUUUUUGUCAUAGCAGAGGUGUAUUUCACAGGGACUUAAAGCCGGAAAACCUACUGUUGGACUCUAGUGGGGUUCUUAAAAUCUCGGAUUUUGGUUUAAGUGCGUUACCACAGCAAAUUCGAGAAGACGGUUUGCUUCACACGACAUGUGGGACUCCCAAUUAUGUCGCUCCUGAGGGUACCAGUCUUCCUGCCUCUGGCAAUCAUCAUUGCGCCCUUCGAAAUCCUCCAGUCAUCUCCAUGGAAAGUCAUCGUGUAGCCUUCACUAGCCAGCUGGCUUACUGA